Messenger RNA from Cucumis melo (muskmelon), 2413 nucleotides. RefSeq lists its product as uncharacterized. Gene Ontology annotation, cellular component: plasma membrane. The transcript is spliced from 7 exons. NCBI's taxonomy places the organism in Eukaryota, Viridiplantae, Streptophyta, Magnoliopsida, Cucurbitales, Cucurbitaceae. The record is from RefSeq and is a predicted model, not a curated record. The coding region runs from base 384 to 1286 and encodes 300 amino acids.
UCAAGAUUACAUGUGGAAUACAUCUAGAAAUAUACAAAUGGCUGUCCCCUUUGAAGUUAUAGUUGGAGGGAAUUGUGAUUCCUAAAGCUGAAGUUAUUCAAUUCAAACAAAGACAACUAUUUGGUUCAACUUUAUUUAUUUCAUCUUUUACGACACUACCCUCUUUCCCCAAUAUCAAUAAACAGCUCAUUGGACCCACACCCUUUGUCAAAAGCUUCUUUAGUUCCUUUUUUCUUUUCUUUCUUUCCUUUUUUUUUUCUUUCUUUCUUUCUUUCUUUUUUACUUGAAUCACUUGACAAUUGAUUCAUAUAAACAAUUUGGUAAAGAUAUCAACUUUCAUCUUCCUCUUUGAGUUUGAGGAUUCUCAUUCAGCUUUAGUUCAGAUGCCUCGUCUAUAUCCUCCUCCACCGCCACCACCACCAUCACCACCCACUUCCAUAGCUCCACCAGAAAGUUCACCGUCCAGCGGUGCUUCUCUACCAACAGCUAGACCAUCCCCCGCCUCAGCAGCAGUUGCUCAAGCAUCUACCCCAACUCAUGCUUCAUCUUCAAGAGAGGCAGAGUUGGCUUCUUUGGAUCAAAUAAUCGUACAAAAUCGAGCUACGAAACCACACACUCCACUGCUAAAUACAAACCAUACAGAUUCAAGUAAGUACAGAAAGCCACAAUUACUACAGCAAGCUCGGCCACGACAAACAAAUCCAAUUAUAUGGUGUUUUGCAUUCCUGUGUCUAGCUUUUAGUCUUCUCCUUAUCUUCCUUGGAAUUGCUACUUUGGUCAUUUUCCUGGUUGUUAGACCAAGAAAUCCUUUGUUUGAUAUACCAAAUGCAAGCCUCAGCACCAUCUACUUUGAUGCACCUGAAUAUCUAAACGGAGACUUCACCAUUCUCGCAAAUUUCACCAACCCGAACCACAGAGUCGAUGUGAGAUAUGAGAAUGCUGACAUAGAGCUUUUUUUUGGGGAUAGACUCAUAGCAACUCAAGCAAUCCAGCCUUUCAGUCAAAGAAAAAAUGAAGUAAGAUUACAACCUGUUCACUUGAUAUCCAGCCUAGUUUUCUUGCCACAAAAUUUUGGGUUGGUACUUCGUCGACAGGUACAGAACAACAAAAUUGUCUAUAACAUCAGAGGAACUUUUAGGGUCAAAGCUUCAGUGGGUAUCAUUCAUUACUCUUUCUGGUUGCACAGCCGAUGCCAGUUGGUUAUGACUAGUCCGCCAACCGGCAUUCUAGUUGCUCGGAGUUGCAAAACCAAGAGGCAUUAUGUCAUCGUCAUAUCCACGUCAUAAUUUUUUGGAGACGGACACUAUGUUCCUCGAGUUUGAGGAUGAGUUAGAUAACUUUACGAAAGGAUCAUCGUUAGUGGACGAUAAUGCGGGGUCAUCUUCUCAAUAACCUGGGACUCCGACUCCUAGGAUACAUACGCAGUCUCGACUCUUAGAGUUGAAGCGCCACGUUGCAGUACAUGGGCACAUUUCGAUGAUGAUCGCCCCUGGUAUGGAGAAACCUAUUUUUCCACACGUCGUUUGCUUCAGUCAGGCAAUAAGCAUGUGCGUGCGAAAGACAUUUCUUGUUCGUUGCCUUAAGUGGGCGGACGUUGGCAGAGAAUACAUUGAGGUCGUCAAGGGCGACCUCUAGGUCGACUAUCACAGACACUUCAAAAAGUACAGCAACCUCGAGGAGGCUCGUGCCAACCCACCAAACAUAUUGGUUAGACGUCACGAGGAUUGACACUUCCUCUACGAUCACUACAUAAGCUGUGCAUUCCAGGAGCAAUCAUGGACGAACAAGGCUGCUAGACAGAAGUAGCUUUACAAUCAUAGCAGCGGGUCAAAGUUGUUUUUUACAAUGACAACACGAGCUUGUUGAGAAGAAAGGGGAGUCGAUCGACCGUGUAGAGUUGUUUCGGGAAACACACGUUCGAGUCGGGACAUUCGUAUCGUAAACCACAGAGGAUGUGCAUAAUCAAAUGUUGGAACUCUAGUCCCAGCCUACCCCAGAGGGGAGUCAACCACUCUCUGAGGAUGAGAUAUACGAUCAAGUGUUGGGUAGACGACCAGGCUACUCAAAAGACCUUGGUUGGGGACCCAAGCCGAAGGCCCAUAAGAUAACGAGUGCAAGCAGUUCCACAAUAUCUGGUUCGUCGUCCACACAAAAAUAGAUUGAAUUACAAUUUAAAAUUAAUGAAGCUUUGGAACAGAUUGAAGUGCAAGAUAGAAAUCAUGCAGUGUUAGCUUCAUAAGUGGAACAAUUGCAAAAGUUGAUAGAAGAGUUGACUCAGACACAGCAAGGACCCCAUGAUCCAUAGCUUUGCGGUCCCAAGGUGUAGAAUGGCACUUACGAGCCUCGUUAGGAGACGUACAACUUUGUUUGUGCUUUUUUGUAUUAUGAGAACUACAUUUUUUGUAUUAUGAAC